CUCAAGGAACCAUGGAAGAAAUACAAGCCCUUCCCUCGCAUGAACCUUUCCGAUCGCCAAUGGCCCUCGAAAUCGAUUGAAAAGGCCCCUCGAUGGCUGGAGACCAGUCUCCGAGACGGAAACCAGAGCAACCCAGACCCAAUGAACGGAGAGGAGAAGUGGAGAUUCUUCAAGAUGCUCUGCGAUAUUGGAUUCAAGGAAAUUGAGGUUUCCUUCCCUUCUGCGUCUCAAACCGACUUCGACUUUACAAGACGCCUGGUCGACACCCCUGGAGCUAUCCCCGACGAUGUUGCGAUCCAAGUGCUGUCGCCAUGCCGACCCGACCUGAUCAAGCGCACAGUCGAGGCUGUCUCCGGUGCCAAGAAUGCCAUUAUUCACAUCUAUCUCGCCACCAGCGAGUGUUUCCGGAGAAUCGUCUUCAACCACUCCGAGGAGCAAACCCUGGAACUCGCCGUGCGUUGCGCCAAGGUUGUCAGAUCCCUUACAAAGGACGAUCCCGCUCAAUCAGGCACAAACUGGCAGUUUGAGUUCAGUCCUGAGUGUUUUUCUGAUACCUCGCCUGAGUUUGCCGUCAAGGUCUGCAAUGCUGUCCGGGAGGCCUGGGGACCCACGGUCGAGACACCCAUGAUUGUCAACCUACCCGCCACAGUCGAGAACGCAUCUUGCAAUGUUUUUGCUGAUCAAGUGGAGUUUUUCUGCAGAAAUAUCUCUGAGCGCGAGACGGUUUGCGUCAGUGUCCACAACCACAACGAUAGGGGUACCGCAGCAGCCGCAGCAGAGUUGGCCCAGAUGGCCGGAGCCGACCGCGUAGAGGGAUGCCUCUUUGGAAACGGCGAGCGUACUGGAAACGUCGAUCUGGUUACGCUGGCGCUGAAUCUUUAUACCCAAGGAGUUCCACCCAACUUGGACUUUUCCAACUUGACCCAGAUCAUCGACCUGGUUGAGGACUGCAACAAGAUCCCCGUUCACCCUCGCGCUCCCUACGCAGGCUCCUUAGUAGUUUGUGCCUUUUCCGGGAGCCACCAAGAUGCUAUCAAAAAGAGCGGCAUGCAAAUCCGCUCUCGCGACGGAAAAUCAUACGAGGAUUACUGGGAAGUUCCUUAUCUACCCCUGGAUCCCGAGGAUGUUGGGCGUACCUACGAGGCCAUCAUCCGUGUCAACUCCCAGAGCGGCAAGGGCGGCGCCGCAUGGAUUAUUCUGCGGAAACUUUCACUGGACAUCCCUCGAGGUCUGCAAGUUGCGUUCUCUAGUGUUGUUCAGAAGCAGGCUGAUGGUCUUGGCCGUGAGCUUCGACCCGAGGAAAUCACCGACCUCUUCGAGACGACCUACUUCCUUAACGAGAACCCUCGAUUCAGCCUGGUCGACUACUCUAUUACUCCCGACCGCUCACAAUCUCCCGCGCCCCCUGCGCCGGGCAAGACACAGGAAACCAAGAACCUGAACCGAGUUUUUGAGGGUGUGGUAUCAGUCGAUGGUAGGGAGAUCAAGCUCCGUGGACGCGGCAAUGGACCCAUCUCCAGCAUGGCGAAUGCUCUGAAGGACGUUGGCGUCGACCUGGAUGUCAAUGACUACAAGGAGCAUGCCAUUGGUGAGGGUCGUGGCGUCAAGGCUGCCUCUUACAUUGAGUGCAAGAUUGGAAACACCAAGCAGACGGUGUGGGGAGUUGGCAUCCACGAGGAUGUGGUUCAGAGCUCUCUGAUUGCUCUGCUGAGCGCUGCCAGCAACUUCAUCACCAGCAGACCUGGAAGCCCCGUUCUGAAGCCUGUUGCAUCUCGUCCCAAGACUCUGGACCCCAGCAGUGCCAAUGGCGCACCCACGCAGCCUGCUCAGGAGACUCCCAGUGUGGUUUCUAUCCUGGAGGAGAAGGCGAAUGGCAUGUAAAGUAGUGUGUGAGUUUGUGUUGGGGGACGAAGCUUUUGCCUCCUCCUUAUUGUCUACCGUUAGUGUGUCGUCAACUACGGACAUUGGAGCUCUGGGGGUGAAUUCAUACGAAAAAAGGCCUAAAAUGAAUCGAGGCCAGGGAGAAUCUUGAAAUAGGCAGACAGAUUCAACCUAAAAGCAACACCUGUUUUCUUGUAA
Molecule: messenger RNA, 2079 nt
Organism: Fusarium vanettenii 77-13-4
Lineage: Eukaryota; Fungi; Ascomycota; Sordariomycetes; Hypocreales; Nectriaceae
Exons: 4
Coding region: 40-1881 (613 amino acids)
Biological process (GO): L-leucine biosynthetic process
Cellular component (GO): mitochondrion
Molecular function (GO): 2-isopropylmalate synthase activity
Source: RefSeq, a predicted model, not a curated record